This is a messenger RNA of Parastagonospora nodorum SN15, 1065 nucleotides long. RefSeq lists its product as hypothetical. The coding region runs from base 1 to 1065 and encodes 354 amino acids. The record is from RefSeq and is a predicted model, not a curated record. The transcript has 3 exons. Lineage: Eukaryota; Fungi; Ascomycota; Dothideomycetes; Pleosporales; Phaeosphaeriaceae. Gene Ontology annotation, cellular component: endoplasmic reticulum; membrane. Gene Ontology annotation, biological process: lipid homeostasis.
AUGCACGACCCGUUCCCACUCAAGCCCCCAACGGGCCUGAUACCCUACGCCCAGAAACUCGCAGACCGGCUCUCGCUGCAGACGCUCCCGCUGCAUUUCCACGAAGUCAUCGUCGCAUACUCGAUCUACCACGCGACCAACAAGUACAUCUCGCCCAUUCUCUCGCGCGCCUUCUUCCCACGGACGUACAAUGCUCUCAACGCGCGCACCAAGCUCAAUUGGGACGUCCAUGUAGUCUCGUUCGUGCAGAGCGUGGUUAUCUGCACGCUGGCGCUAUGGGUCAUGUGGGCGGAUACCGAGCGGACUGAGAUGGACACUACGGAGCGCGUGCAUGGAUACACCGGCGCCUCGGGACUCAUCCAGGCGUUUGCAGGGGGAUACUUUCUGUGGGAUCUGGUGAUCACCGUGCAGAACGUGCGGAUCUUUGGGAUUGGCAUGUUAUUCCACGCCAUAUCUGCUUUGUGCGUGUUUAGCUUGGGAUUCCGCCCAUUCGUAAACUUCUACGCCCCAACCUUCAUCCUCUACGAACUCUCCUCCCCCUUCCUCAACAUCCACUGGUUCUGCGACAAACUCAACAUGACGGGCUCCACACUCCAAUUCCUCAACGGCAUCGUCUUGCUCCUUACCUUCUUCUCCUGCCGCCUCGUCUGGGGCACGUACAACUCCAUCCGCGUCUUCGCAGACGUGUGGCGCGCAUACACCGCAGGCCCGCUCGACCUGUCCACAGACCGUCAAGCCGCGUUGAAAACCGCGCACCUCUCUGGCACCGGCGAUAGCGUGCUGUACUUUGCGCACGGCCCAGACAGUGCCCUUGUGGCUGGCUGGCGCAUGAUCGAAACGCUGCGCAAGCGCUUCGACCCGCCGCUCGGCACGCGGCGCGCAGACGAGAAGGAUGGCGCUGUUGCUGUUGAUCAGGAGAAGGUUCUCGUCGAGGGUACUUCCGUGCUCACUCCCGCGGCCGUUCCAGCUGACAGUGCAGAUUACCUGCGCGCGGGCGACAAGGUGGAGGUGAAGAGUACGGGGAAGCAUUUGGAGGUUGGGGCGAGGACGAGGAGGAGAGGGUAA